AUGGCCACGGAAAAAGAUCCUGAUUCUGCGGUUAGGCGAAAACAACAGGAAGGGGGUAAGGGUGGGAAGGGAGGAGGUGAGGGGAAGUGGGGAGAUAAGGGAAAGGGGAAAGGUAAGGGAAAGGUGGGGGAUAAGUCAGGUGAGGGAGAUGGAUCAGGAGGAGAGGAGGAGGAAGAGGUGAGGACGUGGACGAGGACGAGAACGAAUAGGACUGCCCUGGCGGGUUCCAAUAUCACCACACACCUAAUACACAACCCGGAAAUUAUUGCAGUGCGGGUAAUACGUGGGUUUACCUUUCUUCAAAAUACUCUUAUGUUAAUCUGAGGAUAUAUUUUUGAUCCAGUCGAUUUUCGAGGAAAGAAAUUGAUACUAAUCGUUUUUAUCAUUUGUAGGCGCAUUCCGUUGCAGAGAAGUCCGUCAAAAUAAAUGGUGCUCCGUUAAACACAAUUUAACAGCAGAAAAUAUAGAGAUUGACGCGUGUAUUGCCAAUGGGUCAUUUGGAGUGGUUUUCCGCGCCGAGAAUAAAGACACCAGAGUUGAUGAAAAGCCUGGUAUUAAAUACGCUAUCAAAGUCUCGAACCUUCGAUUGGACGAUUCAGAGGAUCGUUUGGAAAUUUACAUGGGUUCGGAUCACAGUCCUGUUCUUACACGGAGUAGUGAGGCUUCUAUUCAGGAAGAGGAAGAAAUGAGAAGAAGGAGUUUAUACUCUAAACGUGCGAGGGAAAUCAGAACAUCUUUGGAGUAUAUUAAAACAGGACAUUUCAAUGUGUGUAACUUGGAGGGUUGGGCCGAGUUUGACAUCUUGGGAAGCCAUUUUAUCAUGACCAUUAUGGAGCUUUGCGAUAUCGGGACUCUCGAUGAUAUGGUCUCUAUGAUGAUCGCGAAUGGGGAGUACAUUCCUGAAGCAUUUAUCGUGGGUUUAAAGCCAUCUUCUCUCCUUCAAGUUGCGUGGAAAUGACUAAUCACACAUCACAGUGGCACGCUUCUGAACAAUUGUUUGAUGGUCUUGCAUUUCUCCACGGCGAACAUCCAGAAUACAGAGAUAAACCGGAAUUCAGAGGGGAUAAAUCAACGAUUCUUCGCGAUAUAAAAGCAGACAACAUCUUUCUCAAAUCGCCUCCUGCGAAUUCUCCCCCCGAUAUAUAUCCUACACUUAAAUUGGCAGAUUUUGGCGAAGCUAUACAUCUACCCAAAGGGGGCACGCGGGACCUUUACUUCGGAAACUCUUCCUGUGAACCACCCGACACCAAGCUGAGUGCUAAAUUUGAUGUUUGGUCCGUGGGCGCCCAAUUAUAUUACAUGGCGAAGAUGGGAAACUAUCCAAACGUCGGAUGCGUGUUCCGAGAAAGUGGCAAAAAAGUCCUAUGGGGCGAUAUGGGGCCGAGAAAAAGAGAGAAGGUAACGGAGGCGAGGAAUAACCCUGAUAGAUUCCAGCUUAUUGAUGAUCAUUUGACUGCCGAGUUGCAAAGAUUUAUCAGAGGGAUCAUGAAUCUUGAUAGACAUCAGAGACCAACUGCAUUGGAAGUAUUCAGGAAAGCCCAAGUAUUGAAUGGUGAAAGGAAGAAGUUGAUGUAUCGGAAGCUCCCAGACUUUAUAAAUAUGAGUAUAGCCCGACCAUUCGCGACCUUGGAGCUGGUGGAUACAGAGUGGAGGAUGGAACAGGCGGAGAGAGAAGGAUUCCUCUUUCAAUAUGGGGGAGGGCUUCCAGUCAAGAGAAGAAUGAAGGAUAGGGUUAAAUUAUGGAAAACUUUGGUGGAUGAAAAAGCGUUAGAACGAGCGAAGGUCGAGAAGAGGAAGCUCGAGCUCGAUAAAUAUAUGGGUAUGGAACAGCAUGCGAAUUUAGAUCGUGGAAGGAGAAGCGUGCUGGAAGCUGAGGAAAUCGACAAGAUCAAUAAAGAGAGAAAGGAUAAUGGCGGUUGGUUGCUCUCCGAACAAAAGAGAAGAAAGGUCAACAUUCGUAAACGUAGAGUCUACGGGGUUGGAGAGGUGUAG
Sclerotinia trifoliorum is the source of this 1992-nucleotide messenger RNA. NCBI's taxonomy places the organism in Eukaryota, Fungi, Ascomycota, Leotiomycetes, Helotiales, Sclerotiniaceae. The record is from the annotation of a GenBank genome assembly.